AUGAUAGCUGGUGACAGCCUGGCAAUAUUGCGAGCAGAACUGAAGAAUCAAAAGAAACAUGUAAAGAGUCUGAAAAAGAAAUCCCUCUGGUCCAGGAUUUUGGAAGAGGUAAUGGAGAAGCUUGUAGAUAUCGUCCAUUUUCUAAAUUUGGAGAUCCAUACGGCAUUUGGUAGCUCUGGAAUAAGUAAGAGUCAGGAAUUCGAUACUUCAAAAAUGAGGUUGUGCAAGCACCACAGGCUGAGUAAAAGUAGUAGUCAUUCCCCAGCAAGUGAAACCAAGAAAGAUCCUUUUCCUAUUAGAAGGCCAUCUUCUGUUCCCAUCAUUGACUUCGACAUUAACUGGAUCAAAGCGCUGGACGUCAUGGAUCGAGUGGAUACAAUUUAA
Molecule: messenger RNA, 384 nt
Organism: Fraxinus pennsylvanica
Lineage: Eukaryota; Viridiplantae; Streptophyta; Magnoliopsida; Lamiales; Oleaceae
Source: the annotation of a GenBank genome assembly